UUGUUUGGUUUUUGACAUAUACAAGUCUUCUUUCCUGAACUUUGAAGUUUGAGCUCAAGUCGAUUGAGUGGUGAGGGUUUGUUGCGAUCUUUUCGAGAGAACAAAAAUAUCAAAAUAAUAAUCAGUCAGCAUUAUUAUAGUAUGAGUAAUUGGCUGGGGUUUUCUCUGACUCCACACCUGCGAGUUGAUGAUGAAGAAGAAGCCUUUGGAAGAGAUGAAAAUCCCUCACAAGAUGAAAACGCUCAAGAGGGCUGUUUUCAGACUCCUAUUUCUAUCAUGCCUUUGCGUUCUGAUGGCUCUCUUUGUGCAUUGGAACCUUAUAGGCGCUCAAAUGGCACUGAUGAGUGGAGUAUGGAGACAGCAAACCCUACUGGGGAGGGUCCGAAAUUUGAAGAUUUUCUGGGGUGUUGUUACUCAAGUUCACCUCCGACUGAGCCUAAAGUUUACUGUCAAUCUGAACCUUGUGAAAUAAAUGUUAACAUGCCACCAAACUUGGAUACUUCUGAUGGAGGUGCUGACAGAGGAGAAACUUUCACAAACCCAUCUUCUUUUUUUCAACCAUAUCACUAUAGUUUAGUCCCAGCUGGUGGGCAGCUUGAAACCUGUGGUGCGAACCCUAGCCAUGCCGCUAAUGAUGUGUGCCAUGUAGCGUUUGAUAGUGCUGAAACUUCAGUUUCUGGGUUCAAGUCCUGGAUGCGCCAAACUCAGUUUCUGGCUGAGAAACCUCCAGCGGAGAACAGCAGUAAUUUUCAAGUUCUUUCUCUUACUAUGAGCCCCAGUUCCCAGCCGGGUCUGGCGGUGGGACCGCCGCCUUUGCACUUGGCUGCCGAUAGUAAGAAGCGGACAGUAGCCAAGUCUACUGCUGUUGGGGAACCUGUACCGCGUAAAUCGAUCGAUACUUUUGGACAAAGAACCUCUCAAUAUCGCGGUGUUACGAGGCAUCGAUGGACUGGAAGAUAUGAGGCUCAUUUGUGGGAUAACAGCUGCAGAAAGGAAGGACAAACGAGAAAAGGAAGACAAGGGGGUUAUGAUAAAGAAGAAAAGGCAGCUAGGGCUUAUGAUUUGGCUGCUUUAAAAUAUUGGGGUCCAACUACUCACAUUAAUUUUCCUUUAAGCGCCUAUGAGAAAGAGCUUGAUGAGAUGAAAAACAUGACCAGACAAGAAUUUGUGGCCCAUUUAAGAAGGAAGAGCAGUGGGUUUUCCAGAGGGGCGUCAAUGUACAGAGGUGUCACAAGGCACCAUCAGCAUGGGCGGUGGCAAGCUCGAAUUGGAAGGGUUGCCGGCAACAAGGACUUGUACCUUGGUACCUUCAGUACACAAGAAGAAGCUGCGGAAGCCUAUGAUAUUGCUGCAAUUAAGUUUAGAGGGACGAGUGCCGUGACCAAUUUUGAAAUAAGUAGGUACGACGUGAAGAGGAUUUGCUCAAGUUCAACCCUUGUUGCAGGAGACCUCAUCAAGCGUUCCCCUAAGGACUCGGGUCCAUCUUCCCUCGUGGAAUACAAUUCUUGCGCAUCAAUGGCCUCUUCUCCAGCUCUUCUCCCUAUUACAAAUGGAGAGCCUAGCAAUGAAUUGACAGAGAUGAUGUGGAAUGCUGGCACUGAUGAGCCUCUGCAGAACCAGGUUGCUGUGAAUACUAAUGAACAAUUGGCUGGAUCGACCAGCAGGAACUCCUCCAGCCUGCAAGGUCUGAAUGGACCAGUCUCGGAUUCAGCCAGAAUGGAUGUGGAGUUUGGAGGUGGUGCAAAUUAUCCUCAAGCAUAUUUCCGGUUACAAGGGGAGAAGUACGACGACGAGGGGACUAGUGCGAGUGAUCCAAAUUCUGAAUGGGUAAAUCAGGUCCCUUUGUUUGCACUCUGGAAUAACUGAAGAAUAUUGGUUGCAGAAUUGGAAACCUGGAAAAAAAAAUGAUUUGGCUUAGAUUUACACAUUUCAUCAAUGGUAGAAUAAUGUUCGCUUAGAAGUUUUAGCUACUCUGCUAGGCAGGUUUCAUCAUGAAUGGUAGUUAAGUGAAAUUCUAGAGUUCAUCUGUUUUGUCUGUACGGUUUUUGAUGACCUGAAAGAAAGAGAACCAACGAGAAUUUUGUUUAGUGGCGAGUCUGUCUUCAUUUUGUUUCCAACGUUUCUUUUCUGCUCUCCAUUUAUUAAAAGAACAGAAGUAAUUUUCCAAAGAAGAUGGAAUGUCAAGUAUCUUCUAGUCUUCUUUCCUUGUCAAAAUCUACCUAUUGUUGCCUAUA
Molecule: messenger RNA, 2234 nt
Organism: Olea europaea var. sylvestris
Lineage: Eukaryota; Viridiplantae; Streptophyta; Magnoliopsida; Lamiales; Oleaceae
Product: AP2-like ethylene-responsive transcription factor AIL1
Exons: 8
Coding region: 142-1866 (574 amino acids)
Biological process (GO): regulation of DNA-templated transcription
Molecular function (GO): DNA-binding transcription factor activity; DNA binding
Source: RefSeq, a predicted model, not a curated record